AUGGCUUCGGCACACUGCCUCUCCUCCCAUUACGGCCUUCCGAGGCACAGUGGGCAGGGGCGGCUCCCGCGGAAUGGGCCCUCCCUCUCGCUUCUCCGGCAAGGGCCGUUCUCCCAUCACUGGAACCAGACGGGGAGGAGGACGGCGUGCCGGAGAAUUUUUGCCUCGGAGAACGCUUCCGGCAGGAAGCAGGUCGAGGUAUGGCGUCCUCCGUGCGGUUUGCCGUUCUGAUUUUUUAAAUUCUCUCUAGUUGAUGCACGGUAUCGGUGUGUUCUCUUUCUAGAUCGUGUACGACCCAGAGGAUAAGAUGAACAGGUGGGUGGAUGAAGCUGGCAGGAACACUGGCCUGUCGCGGUUGACGCUCUUCUCCCCCUGCAAGGUAUCGGUCAGGUCUGAAGUUGGGGCUUCAGAUUUUCUCUUGCGUUCCGUUGGAGCAUAAUCCUGGUGGGCCUCGUGGUUUUCCAGGUCAACAUCUUCUUGAGGAUAACCGGAAGAAGAGAAGAUGGGUACCACGAUUUAGCGUCUUUAUUUCAUGUGAGUAAUUUCUGUCAGAUGUUUGCGGCCCCAUUCGAUUGAUAUGGGUGUAGUUCGAGUGCUGAUUCAGUAGUGAGAGCGAGGAUGCUGACCUCAGUUGCUGCCUUUCAUGCUAUUGCAAUCAUAUCUUGUGUUUUCCUGAAUCUGAUCCAAUAUCAGCACAUAUAAUUCCGCAAAGGCCAUUUUUUUAAAAAAAAGAACAAAAGAGGGAAAAUACUUCCACAUAUUUGCUCAUUUUCUAAUAAUUCUUAGUUUUUUCUCCCUCAAUCUCACGAUUGAUGGAUGCUGCUGAUCCCCUGAUUUACUCCUCAGGUGAUUAGUCUGGGGGAUACCUUAAAGUUUUCCCUGUCACCAACUAAAAGGAAAGAUCAUUUGUCAACCAAUGUGCCAGGAGUGCCUAUUGAUGAGAGAAAUUUGGUACAAUAUGACCACUCUGUGUAUUCUUUGUGUACUCUAAUGAUUAUUCGUUAUUUAUCUAAAGUAACUAACACUUUAUUUUACUUUUUUCAGAUUAUUAAGGCCCUGAAUCUUUACAGAAAGAAAACCGGCAGCGAUAACUUCUUCUGGGUACGCACGAGCUCGAUAGGAUCACCCUCAACUCCGUAGAUGUACCCAUUUUCCGUUUAUCUGGGUCUUCACACGCAGUGCUUUACCAUGAUGACCAUGGCCGCAGAUCCAUCUAGACAAGAAGGUGCCCACUGGCGCUGGGCUAGGGGGUGGAAGUAGCAAUGCCGCCACUGCAUUGUGGGCUGCGAACCAGUUCAGUGGCUGCCUCGCAACAGAGCAGGAGCUGCAAGAAUGGUCGGGCGAGAUCGGCUCAGAUGUCCCCUUCUUUUUCUCUCAUGGGGCUGCAUAUUGCACUGGCAGAGGUGAGGUAUGUGUGUCUGUCUGAAUAUCUUCAAAACUAAACGCAUAGGGUUCUUGAUUGCCAUUCUUGCUGAAUCACACAGCCAAACGAUCACCGGCCCACAGUCGUUAGAAUCUAAAGAGUGAAGAGAGACAGACCCUGUUUUCUUCCUUUUCCCUGUCCUGGGUUUGAUCUUAUCGGCCAUAAUUGGGUGAGAUAUGACGUUCAUGGAUGAUCCCCACAGAUGGUGUGGGGCAUGCGCAAGUCGGUGGAAGUAUCGGUGGAGCAAAGCCAGAUUCGUUUCAUUUCUCUCUUAGCUGGUCAUUAAAAAUUCGUGAGCUUAGAAGCCCUAUGGAUUCCUGCUUUUGGCAGCAGAGGAUAAACAUAGUUCCUAUAAAACCAGUAAAAUAAACAGACCAUAAAUAUGUAUGUAUAUGUAUAUAUAUAGAUAUCUUUAUAUAUUUUAUCUGCAAUUAGAUUGCGCUUGCUAGAAUUUGGUGACACUGUUUUACAACAUUGUGCAUAGAGCACCACUGAUUAUUAAAACAAUGGAUAAGUCAACGAGCAGACUGGCUGACGAAUCUUGGCCAUUUCUGGGACAAAUCCAAACUACAAAGUCAGAUUUGGUUCCCUCCCCUCUCAAAAUGGGCUGUUUUUAUCUGAGACCUCUCGGAUUAUUGCUGCUAUUUUUUCCCAAGGAGAUAGAAGCAUGCCUGCUUUAGAGCACCGGGGCCUCAUCCAGUGCAUUGGUGUUCUCACAGCAUUUUAUCUUUCCGGGGGAUCUGAUCCCCUCUCCAUUAUCUCAGGUUGUCGGGGAUAUCCCCUCUCCGCUGCCACUGGAUCUGCCAAUGGUCCUCAUAAAGCCGAAAGAGGCGUGCCCAACGGCUGAAGUGUACAAGGCAAUGAACCAAAUCCUCCCCCCCCCCCUCCCCCCUUCUCUUUCUCUCUCUCCCUAAGUCAAAUGAUUUCAUGUGCAUUCCCUUGUGAUUGGCUCCUCUGAAGUUGGGUCUUGUCAGUGCAGAGACUACGGCUGGAGCAAACCAGCAGAGUUGACCCGUCAUCCCUGCUGGCGAGGAUCUCCACUCAGGGCAUUUCCCAGGAUGCCUGUGUGAAUGACUUGGGUACCCCUCUCCUCACAUCCUUCCUUUUUAGGCAAAGUUCCUAUCCACCGAGAGUCUUUAUUCUCCAAAAGAAGCCUUGUUGCCACCUUCACCUGCUCACCAACAGUCAUUCCUGGAAUCAAUCGGCAGCAUUCAUCAAUGGGGUUCGCCCCCAAGCCCAGCCCCCUCAGUUUAUGCCACUUUUAUGGUCUGCAUUCUAUCUGCAGGCUUUCGCAGCUUCACAGUGCAACUCUGCAUGUUCGACCCGCCUACGCAUGCAUGCAUGCGCCUGGCUUAACCUUCCCACAUAUAUUCACUUGUUACCUAACAAUUUCUCCAUACAUGCCCAUGCCCACGUGGGUUCAUCUCAUGACCUCCCCACGGUCUUACGGAUGGAUGCAUUGCGUUGUCUCUUCGUGUAAAUUUCCAUGUGCCUCGUGAAUGAUCUUUCCGUUUAUAUGCAUAUGCUCGAUGUACGUGUUUGCGUGAUUCUGCCGCUCGUACUCCGUCGGGGUUUUGUUCCUCAGAGGCUCCGGCUUUCGAGGUCCUCCCGUCGCUGAAAAGACUGAAGCAGCGGAUUCUCGCCGCCGGUCGUGGGGAGUACGACGCCGUCUUCAUGUCCGGGAGGUAAGACCGUGCGGAGAUGGACCAUCUGGUUUCCCUCAUCAGGGCCAUCCCGUUAAUGCGUGUUUGCCAUCUUCCCCACCCUUUGACUUUGAUCCCAACGGUUGACCACUGUUUGACUUGAUCCACCACAGCGGGAGCACGCUGGUGGGGAUCGGGUCGCCGGAUCCUCCUCAGUUCAUCUACGACGAUGAAGACUACAAGGACGUCUUCAUCACAGGUACCCCCGCCGCCAAGAAAAUGAUCGUUAUGCUCAGCAUGAUCAUGAUCAUGAUCACGCCCGUGAUCGCCUUCUGACUUACUGCAGAGGCCCGGUUCCUCACGAGAGCAAGCGGCGAUUGGUAUUCUUCGACGGCAGCAGUGGCAGCGCCGACCUCUUCCUAUGGCAAAGAAGACCUUCUAGGAGGGUUGCCCUGA
Messenger RNA from Spirodela intermedia, 3522 nucleotides. The record is from the annotation of a GenBank genome assembly. Lineage: Eukaryota; Viridiplantae; Streptophyta; Magnoliopsida; Alismatales; Araceae.